Messenger RNA from Strongylus vulgaris, 567 nucleotides. NCBI's taxonomy places the organism in Eukaryota, Metazoa, Nematoda, Chromadorea, Rhabditida, Strongylidae. The record is from the annotation of a GenBank genome assembly.
AUGCGCAGAAAGUCGUUGUUGACGAGAAAGGUCACUGUGAAAAAUAGCGAACCCACUGGCGAUGUCAUUCUAGACGAAGCUCUCAGACACAUGAAAGAGACCAACCCUCCUGAAACUGUGACAAGUUGGAUUGAGUAUCUUAGCGGAGAGACGUGGAAUCCACUCAAACUGCGAUAUCAGCUUCGCAACGUUCGAGAAAGGCUAGCAAAAAAUUUAGUGGAGAAAGGCGUACUUACUACUGAUAAACAAAACUUCCUUCUCUUUGAAAUCACAACGCAUCCUCUCUCUGAUGGGAACCAGAAGACGAAACUCAUCAAGGAAGUGCAAGACGCUGUUUUAAGUAAAUGGACGAAUGACGUCCACCGAAUGGACAAAAAGAUGCUUUCUCUUAUAAUUCUGGCUCAUGCUUCUGAUGUUCUUGAAAAUGCAUUUGCACCAUUGAGUGAUCAGGACUACGAGGUUGCGAUGAAGAGGGUUCGAUCGUUGCUUGAAUUAGAAUAUGACGCACAAGCAGAAAAAAAGGGGAACGAUGUGAUGUGGGCAGUUUUUGAGGCGUUCAGUAAGUAA